Babesia microti strain RI is the source of this 888-nucleotide messenger RNA. RefSeq lists its product as hypothetical. NCBI's taxonomy places the organism in Eukaryota, Apicomplexa, Aconoidasida, Piroplasmida, Babesiidae. The transcript is spliced from 5 exons. The record is from RefSeq and is a predicted model, not a curated record. The coding region runs from base 1 to 888 and encodes 295 amino acids.
AUGAUUGAAUAUUUGGACAUAUUUAAUAGGUCUAAGCAAUUACUCAUGGCAAAGGGUUACGAAUUUGUGAAACAUUGCGAAGUUGGUGAAGUGAGUGAGUCAACACCAGGUUUGAAUCAAAUUUCUUGUCAUAUUUAUAGUGAAAUUAGUAGGUUUAUAGACCCUUCAAUCGCAUCUCCGGAGUUUAAUUCGUUAUUAUCUGAUUUUAUCGCAGCCAGUUUUUCAGAUUUGAAGAGUAUCCCAUUAGUAAUGGAUAAUUUUUUAUCAGAAAUAAACAACGCAACUGAUGGGUUUGAUCGUGAUGUUUUUUAUAAGAGAUGCCAUAUUUUGGUAAAAAUAUCCUUUCUAAUGGCCACCUUUUGGGCACUUGCAUUUGAUCAAAAAUUGGAUACACUUAUAGGAUUAAAAAUUGAUCGCACAAACAACAAUUUGAAGCAUAACAUGCUCUGCAUGAUUACUGAUAUACGAACCGCUAACAGGAAUGCAAUGCAGUAUUUGGGCGGCGGGUUUAAACUACGCAAUUUGUAUAGCGUAUAUAGCGAAGAACAGGCAUGCCGUAACAUGAAGUCAAAAUACAUAUUAGACUGGCUCAACGAACUGAUCGAACACGAGAAGAACUACGAAUUCAAGUGGUGGCCCACAUUGUCCCAAUCGCUCAACCUCGAUAUAAAUAACACCACGCAUAAUGGUGUACUUAAGAUACUAAAUAAUGAGAUGAAACAAAGAAUGAAUGAAACGGAGAAACUAAGACUAACUGAAAAUGAGACUAAGAAGGUUAACGAGAAGCACAAAGCCCUCAUAAAUUCCAUCGGUAAAUUUAAAAACGAAGUUUCUGCGAUAUGCAAGUCACUAGAAAAUGUGGAAAAGGGCAUAAGUGAUUAUAUAUGA